This is a messenger RNA of Homarus americanus (American lobster), 1918 nucleotides long. RefSeq lists its product as uncharacterized. Bases 107 to 1909 code for a protein of 600 amino acids. The record is from RefSeq and is a predicted model, not a curated record. Lineage: Eukaryota; Metazoa; Arthropoda; Malacostraca; Decapoda; Nephropidae. The transcript has 12 exons.
CAACGUUAAAUUCUCAGGCAUCAUGGAUGUGCAUGCGCAGUAACCGCUUCGUCCGCAUCAGUGCCAGUGUUCAAUUACGUACAGUAAUCGUGUCUUUCUCCUUCUCAUGGCAGGUUUGUGCAGGAUUCUAGCCAGUAGCAGCUGUGCCCGUAUGUCGCCAGCUGUACAGAAGCUUGCUGAUGACUACUUCAACUGGCGAUUGGCCAACAAGCCUGAGUUUGCUUCCUUUGUUGGCAUUCACGACUAUGACGAUCAGCUGGACGACAUGUCUCUGGAGGCCUACCAAAGCCGCUACGACCAGUGUCAAGUGUUCUUCCAUCAGGCAGAGGCUCUGGAGGCCAUCGUCACCGACCAUGACGACCAGGUCAACAUCCGAGCUCUCAAGAACGAGCUGAUCACCUACAUGGACGGCUUCCCCUACCAAGGCUUCCUGGUACCGCUGAGCUACAUGGAAGGAGUCCACGUGGACCUUGAGUGCCUGAUCUCAUGGAUGGUAUUUAAGACAAGUGACGACUAUGAGAAGCUUUUGUCUCGCUACGAGAAACUACCUGAACAGCUGAAGCAAAUCCAGAUGUUGAUGGAGACGGGUGUGACCACAGGGAACGUCAAUCACGCUAUCUCAAUGAAAAGUGUGGUGGAGGGCCUGGAAAGGUUCGUGGUGGAUGUGGCGGAAGACUCGCCGCUGUGGAUGCCCUUCACCACCUUCCCCGACAACUUUAAUCGGGAACAGAUUGCCGACUUCAAGGAGCGCGCUAAUGCCAUAAUCCUUGACAAGAUUUCUCCAGGGUUCCAGCAGCUGCGUGACUAUGUCAAGAAUGACUAUGUCACUCGCCCAGAUAUAGCCGUGACCAGUCUACCUGACGGUGAGGCACAGUACAACCAGCUGAUCAAGUUCCACACAUCAAUAAGCAUGACGCCUCAGGAGAUCCACCAACUGGGCCUAAAGGAGGUAACCCGCAUCGAGGGUGAGAUGGCCAAGAUCGUCUCAGAGUUGGGUUACACUUUAUCGGUGUCAGAAUUCUCAGACAUGAUAAAGAACAAUUCUCGGUUUUACUACAACAAUUCCGACGAACUGAUGAAGGGCUUUGAGGACCUCGCGUACAUCGUCAUUCCUCCCAAGCUUCCUGAAUUCUUCAGGAACAUUCCGAAGGCAGAGCUGAAAAUAAAGUGUGACCCCUCACCUGAAGGUACCAUAGCGUACUACACUGCCGGAGCUUACGAUGGGUCCCGCCCUGGUGUCUUCUUUGUCAACACCCACAACUAUCAAAAUCAACCAACGUAUGGGAUGAUGAGCUUAUCCCUACACGAGGGCAACCCGGGACAUCACUUUCAGCAUUCACAUAUUAUCGAGUCUCCCAACAUACCCUUCUUCCGGAGGGUGUUGGAGGACCGUAAGUGUUGCCAGGCUCCCUCCAGGUUCCCCAUGAACACUGCCUACUUAGAGGGCUGGGGCCUAUACGUAGAGAAUCUUGGCUUUGAUAUGGGAUUAUACGAGGAUCUCUACGUCAGGUAUGGUCACUAUUCUUUGGAGAUCUUCCGCGCUUCUCGCCUGGUAGUUGACACAGGUCUACACGCCCUCGGCUGGACCCGUCAGGAGGCCGUCGACUACCUGAUUAACCACACAGCCAUGACUACUGUAAAAGUGGAGAAUGAGGUGGACCGGUACAUUACUAUGCCGGGCCAGGCGCUGGCUUACAAGGUGGGGCAACUCAAGCUAAUGGACUUGAGGUACAAGGCCGCCAGUGUAAUAGGCGACGAGUUUGACAUUAAGAAGUUCCAUGAUGUUGUACUGGACUCUGUCGGACCUCUGGACCUGGUGGAGGACGAGGUCAACGCUUGGGUUAAUGCUGGAGGAAAGAAACUUGAUGUGGUGAGAGUAAUACAAUGUAUAAAGUUAUGGUCUUGUUAAUAUUACAUC